CGGCGCACGCGUACUGCGGGCGGGCAAGAUGGAGGCGCCGGUUGCCGGUUGCCGAUGGAGGCGCCGGCAAACUCAUCUACACCCCGGGAAGGUUUCCUGCCCCACAGUGAAGUCUGCUGCCCCAUGGAGGACCCUGUGAUCCGCAUACCCCCCUACCACUAUGUCCAUGUGCUGGACCUCAACAGCAAUGUCACCCGUGUGGAGGUUGGGCCCCACACCUACAUCAGGCAGGAUCACGAGAGGGUGGUGUUCGUGCCCAGGUGCAUGGUGAUGGUGCUCCGCUGGCACUACUGCGUGGUGCUCAAUCCCAUGGCGCGGGGCCCCACUGGGGCCGUGGUGAUCAAUGGAGCGGGACAGGCCUGUCUGUGGCAUGCUGACCUCGAUAUCCACCUGGCCCAGGAGCCCUUCCCCCUAUACCCUGGCGAGGAGAUCAAACAGGACAUCACCCCACUGCAGAUGGUGCUGGCUGACACUGCCCUGCGCCUGCGGGCCCUGCUUGACUUCACGGACGAGGACGGGAAGAAGUUCUUGGCAGGAGACGAGUGGCUCUUCGAGGGUCCCAACACCUACAUCCCCCGUAAGGAGGUAGAGGUGGCCGAGACUCUGCAGGCCACUGUCAUUGGGCACAACCAGGCCAUCCACCUGCGAGCACGCAAGGAGUGCCUCGACCGCAACGGCACCCGCCACAUCACAGGUGAGGAGUGGCUGGUGAAGCAGGUGGGUGCCUACCUGCCCGGUGUCUAUGAGGAGGUAGUGGAUGUUGUGGACGCCUACAUCCUUACCCGACAAGCCCUGCACCUGCGGGCAACGUGGACCUUUGAGGAUGAAGAAGGUCGGGUGCGGCGCACGGGGGAGGAGUGGCUGGUGACCCAGGUGGAGAGCAAGGCCUACAUCCCAGAGGUGUUUGAGGAGGUGGUGGCGGAGGUGGCGGUGACAACGCUGGGCCCCCAGCAGUACUGCAUGGUGCUCGACCCCGUGGGGCCCAAUGGGCAGCCCCAGCUGGGCCAGCAGCUUGUUGUCAAGGGGGAGAAGUCCUUCUUUCUGCAGCCGGGCGAAUGGCUCCAGGCCGGCAUCCAGGAUGUCUACGUGCUCUCUGAGGAUGAGGGGCUGCUGCUCCAAGCGCUGCAGACCAUCAAGGACACCAGUGAGGAGGGGAAGGAGGUGACACAGCAGGCAGGUGACCGCUGGCUGGCCUGGGGGCCCCUCGAGUACGUGCCACCGGCUGAGGUGACCGUGCUGGAGCGCCGCUGGGCUGUGGCCCUUGCUGACAACAAGGGCAUCUACGUGCGUGACAUCCGCACUGGCAAGCCACCCAGACACCCCCUUCCAGUGCCCCCAAGCCCUCCAGCGGCUGUCAGAGCCUGGCAGCACCCUGAGGUGGCUCUGGCUGCGGGUGCGGGUGGUGAUGGGCCAGACCUACAUGCUGACGGAGUCCGAGGAGCUGUGGGAGAAGGAGCUGCCCCCUGGGGUGGAGGCGCUGCUGGCCGCAGCCCAUGGAGACAUCCGCGGCACGGACAUUGGGGUCCAGUCUUCCUCCAGCCCGGAUGCUGGGGUCCCCCAACGUGACUGCACCCGCGCCAUCACCUACCAGGUGCCCCACAAUGCUGCCAUGCAGGUCUACGACUACCGGGAGCGGCGGUCCUUGCUCUGCUCUCCCCAGUCACUGCCCCACGGACCCCCCACGACCCCAUGGGCUGGCUGCAGGUGCUGCGCUUGUUAGGAAGGGGUUCAACAAGCAGGUGGGACGGACAGCGCUGGUGACACCUAGGGCACGGCGUGACCAACCAGCAGGCGUGGUGGGCCCUUUUGGUCCAUUUUUCCACUACUUGUUCUUCCCCAAAUCCUCUGGAUUCUUCCUUUGGAUCCUCUGCGAAACAUCUUGCGUGAUGCCAAGACGUUUAUCCCCAGCAUCCCUCGAGGUGUCCCAUGGGUGUGCUGGCCCUAACUCACCAUGACAGGUUUCUACCUGCACCGUGGGGCUGAGGCCCUUCCCAGGACAGGAGCCUGGGUGGGCUGCACCUUCCUUUGGGUUCCUGCUGCUGUGCCCUUGCCUCUGCCCUCCUCUGGGCUUGUGAAGAUGCGUGGGCCCAUGAGUCCUGUGGUGGGACACAAAGAUGCCGUGGGGUAGUUUUUGGGGAAGGGAAGGGUCCUCCACCUGCCGUUCUCCGUUGAGGGUGUGCAGAGGUUUUAUCACACCAGCUGACACCCCCCCGCAACUUCCAGGUGUAACUUCCAGCCUCUCUCCUCCCAGGUACACCUCCCACCAGACCAGGCUGCUCCAAGCCCCGUCCAACCUGGCCUUGAACCCCUCCAGGGAUGGGGCGGCCACAGCUUCUCUGGGCAACCUGGGCCAGGGGCUCACCGCCCUCACAGCAAAGAAUUUCUGCCUGAGAUCUCAUCUAAAUCUCCCCUCUUUCAGUUUAAAACCCUUCCCCCUCGUCCCAUGGUGCCCCUCUCUGAUCCAGAGUCCCUCCCCAGCUUUCCUGGAGCCCCUUUAGGGACAGGAAGAGGCUGGAAGGUCUCCCCGGAGCCUUCUCUUCACCAGACUGAACCCCCCCAGCUCUCUCAGCCUGUCCUCGCAGCAGAGGGGCUCCAGCCCUCCCAGCAUCUCCGGCGCCUCAUCUGGCCCCGCUCCAACAGCUCCAUGUCCUUCUGAUGCUGGUGUCCUGCAGUGGGGUCUCCCCCGAGCAGAGCAGAGGGGCAGAAUCCCCCCCCUCGCCCUGCUGCUCACGCUGCUCUGGAUGCAGCCCAGGAUGCGGGGGGCUUUCCAGGAUACCAGCGCACAGUGCCAGCACAUGGCCAGCUUUUCACCCCCCAGCACCCCCAAGCCCUUCUCCUCAGGGCUGCUCUCCAUCUCUCCCUCCCCAGCCUGUGCUGAGACUGCAGCUUGCCCUGACCCGGGUGCAGGACAGGACCCUGCACUUGGCCUGGUUGAGCCUCAUGAGGUUCACACUGACUUCUUGAGUGUGUCCAGGUCCCUCUGAACGGCAUCCCGCCCCUCUGGCAAAUCACCUGUGCCAUUCAGCCUGGUAUCACCUGCCACAAGACGACGUGUGGCGUCCUCCAGGCAGCCAGCCCUGACCUGCAAGAGAUGCAGGUGGGCAUGGCUGCAUCGCGCUUGGGGUCGGCAUGUGCGUCACCAGGGUUGUCUACAGCACCUAGGUGUAAACUGGACUAUCGGUCAGUCUCCUCAGUGCCCAUGAUUGCAUAUGCCCGUCUAUCUAAAUAGAUGCAAUAACUAUUCAAAUAGGUAAAGAAUCAGCAGACCAUAAAGGGCACUCUUUGAGGCAGAGCUCUGAAGAGACACUGUGAGUCCUUCAAGAGGCCAGGACAAUACGAAUAUGGCAGCCUGGGACAGGCAAGGCUGCCACAGCUUCACAGCCUCAAUGUCCAUCCAGCAGUGAGGCUUAGACGUGUUGUAUGGGGUUCACCUGGGGAGGUCUGGAUGGGGGGCGCUGCAGGGGUGGCCCCGGACAGAAGAGACCAGGGGCUGCCCACACAUCAGGUGGAGCCGGUUCCAGAUGGCUCCAAAACAAACCCCCCACCAGGACCCACAGCCAGGCACAGAGCCAGGAGACCCAGGAAUCCCGGCUACCCCAUUGCCCCCGAGCCACAUGGGACCCCCGCCCCCAUGCAGGCUCUUGCUGCAGCCACCAGCCCUGCCCAGCCAUCUCCCAAGAGGUUUCAGAACUCCUGGGGCUUGGCUCAGGGCUAACGAGCCCUAUGCCAACAGCCAUGAAAUAGCUCCUGAAGACCUUCACAGUGAAGACGCUCCCAUCAAGAGCAAGAACACACUCCUGCAAGCACAAGAAUGUCCCCUUUAAAGGUAAGGGAAGUAGGAGGAGCAAGACACCCCCUUGGCUUAACUGUGAGCUUCUGAGUCUGCUCAAAACCAAAAGAGAAGCGUUCCAGAGAUGGAAAAGUGGACAAAUGCCCAUUGAGAACUACAAGGGUGUUGCCAGGGCGUGCAGAGAUGCAGUUAGAAAAGCAAAAAGCUCAGCUCAAAUUGAAAGUGGCCAGAGAUGUCAAAAACUACAAGAAAGGGUUCUUCGGGUACACGAACAACAAGCUGAAAUGGAAGGAAAAUAUUGUCCCGCUGUUAAACAGCAGAGGUGAAUUAGUCACCAACACUGGAAAGGCAGAGGUUCUCAGCACUUUCACCUUGGUGUGAACUUGGGCCUUGGGAACAACAAUUCGGGUUGAUGCAAACCCAAACCCACCGCCAGUGAAGGAAGAGUUGGUGGGUGAACUGUUACAGGAGCUUGACCCCUGCCAAUGGAUGGGCCCUGACAACAUCCAUCCAAGGGUGUGAAGAGAGCUGGCUGAUGUCGCUGUGAGGCCGCUCUCCAUAAUCCUUGAGAAGUUGUGGAGACUGGGGGACAUCCCAGAAGACUGGAUGAAGGCUAAUGUCUUCUACAGGAAGGGCUUAAAGGAGGAUCCAGGAAGUUAUAGACCAUCAGUCUUACUUCAGUCCCUCAGAAAGUUAUGGAAUGAAUGCUCCUGGGGGUGACCACAAGUCAAAUGAAGCACGUGAUUGGGAAAAGCCACCACAGAUUCACCAAGGGCAAAUCGUGCUUGACAAACCCGAUCACCUUCCACAACAAAGUGACCUGCUCGGUUGAUGUGGCGUGAGCGGUGGACAUUGUCUGCCUGGAUUUCUCCAAGGCUUUCAACACGGUUCCCUGCAGCCUCCUCCCAGAGAAACUGAUGCUUAUGGUGGUGGUCAAUAGUUCCUUCUCGAACUGGCAAUCUGUCACAAGUGAGGUCCCCCAGGGAUCGAUACUGGGGCCAACGCUGUUUAAUAUCUUCAUAAGUGAGCUGGAAGAUGGGAUCAGGUGUACCCUGAUGAAGUUUGCUGAUGAUACCAGAGUGGGGAAGUGGCCACUUGGGAAGGGAGAGCCACCCAGCAGGAAGCCCUGGAUUGGCCGAGAAGAGUGGGUUAACAAGAACCUUAUGAAGUUCAACACGGACAAGUGUAAGGUCUUGCACCAGGGAAAACAUAAUCCAGGAGUGCAGCACAGGCUGGGAUCUACCUGGCUGGCGAGAAGCUCUGUGGACAGGGACUUGGGGGUCCUGGUCCCACUCUACUCAUCACUUGUCAGACCUCACCUGGAACACUGUGUUCAGUUUUGGUCCCCGCUAUACAAAACGGAUGUGGACAGGCUGGAGAGGGUCCAGAGAAGGGCCACCAAGAUAAUCCAAGGACUGGGAAGCCUGGCAUGUGAAGAAAGGCUGAGAGAACCGGGUUUGUUCAGCUUUGAGAAAAGGAGGCUCAGGGGAGACCUUACCACCAUGUUCCAGUAUUUAAAGGGUCGCCACAGAGAAGAUGGAGGCUCCCUUUUUACAAGGAGUCACGUGGAAAAGACAAGGGGUAACGGGUACAAGUUACUCCUGGGGAGAUUCCAACUGGACGCAAGAGGAAAAUUUUUCACUGUGAGAACAAUCAUUCACUGGAAUAAUCUCCCCAGGGAAGCGGGGGAUUCCCCAUCAUUGGAUGCCUCUAAGAUUCAGAUGGACCAUCUUGUCUAGACCGUGCUUUUGCCAAGAAAGGUUGGACCAGAUGAUCCUUGAAGUGCCUUCCAACCUGGGAUUGUAUGACUCUGCGAUAAUUCUGUGAUUCUGUGAAGACACGGGUUCAGUGGAACCCUUCCCAGCAAGGCCAGCAGCAACUGGGGGCACUUCUGGAGAGGUGAAACCACCAUCUAGGAGGAAUGGCGAUGAGCAAAGUCCCACAAGGCUUGGUGCCGCCAUGUGCCCUCGAGUCCUCCUUCACACAACCCUGCUGCUCCUCUGAGUGUUGGGCGGUGGUCAGUGUGCGAAUGGGAUCAAGGAGGGUAAACCAAACUGGCAUCCAAGAGGUUCACCGGCCCCUCAGCACCAUGACACACACCCGCCUUCAGGCCACAAGCCCCAAAACCUCCAGCUGCUGGAGGCAGGGAGAGGCCAGCAGAAGGAAGAACAGUCCUUCUGUGCUUUCCUUGAAGUAUUUUAAAUUCGGUACGGUAAUUUUAUCCUGAAGACGGUUUUUCCGUUCGUGCCACACAGGAAAAAAAAAAUGCCGUGACCAAGCACCGUUCUUCCAAAUGCGAUGAUCUGGAUGUGCCGUCUCCAACACAGAUCCAUGGAAAGGUGACCCAAGGAUGUCCCACGUGAUGCAGCAGGUGUGAACGAGCACACAGACGCACACACAUGAGCGUACGUACACACGCACACACUAAUGAAAUCGAAGGAGACAGCUGCUGUGGUUUUGUUUCGUUGUUGAGCUGUGUAAAGGCUUGAGAAGCCAGCCCUGCGGCUCUCAGUGUCGCAGCCGCUCCGAUCUCCAGUUCCUGGAGCAGUCGCAAAGAAAACAGGAUCACAAAUGGCUGUAGGAAAUGAGAAGCUUCAUGCUACAUAAAUUUUGCAACAAAUUCAUUCAAUUCAGUAGCAAGUGGAGAGACAAUCUGUAGUCUUAUCGGGAAUGUUUUUUAAAGUUUAAUUGGUUAGAGAACUAAUGAUAAGUACCUUAAAGAUCACAAAAGACUGAACUGAAAAUGCCAAGUCAGACCGUGAAAAGACCAACUUUGAAUCCUGUCCAAUUGUGUCUGAUAGAGUGCUCCUCUACAGACCCCCGUGCUCGGCACCUCUGAAGAUGCCAACACAAAAACGCACAGAACUUGGGUCAAAAAACCCGUGAGUGUUACAUCAUGAUACGUGUGGUAUGAUGCGUCACGGGCAUCAAAAGAGACCCUGACGAGAAAAGUUGUGCAUGCAUAUGACUUGGGCUCUUCAGUCACCGCAGAAACCAAGACAUUCACAAAUCUGAUACAGUGUUGGACAAUUUGGGAAAAAAAAAAGAAAAAAAAAUCUGAAUUCUAGCUGUAUGAAUAUUUUAUGAAUACAAAAUACGUAACAGGAGAUUGCAACGCCAAAACAUCUACGCGUAAAACAGCAUCUUCCCUUACAGAUGCAUCUUUGGUUGGCAGGCAUCCUCAGUGGUACGCGCGUUUUGAUUAUAUUUCAGUAUCUCACUGCAUCAUGGUAAAAAAUAAGAUGCUUGGUAAAUUAAUGGAUGCUAAGCUGGACUAUUUACUGCAAGAACUGCCAGUUUUACCCAAAUAAGAGGGGUAUGGCUCCUGCAAUCGGAUCCCCUGGGGGAGAGCGGCAUUUUCCCUGUACUCCUGCUCUCUGGGACACGGGCAGCAGAACGUGGGGAGUUCCACGUGCGGUGCCAGCAUUGCCUACACAACAACGCCUGUCCCCAAAAUACGGUUCUGAGGGGCUGGGGGAAUCAAUCUUUCAGAAGAGAUGCAUUAAAUUGUAGAUCACUAACUGGGGGGGGAAAAAUAAGUGCUUUUUUAUUCAGAAAGCAAUACGUAAAAAUACGCCUCAGAAAAGUUCAUUUUUCGUACUAGGAGUAGAGAUAACCAAGCAAUAAACUUCACCACCAUUCUGUAAAAGCUCCCUGAAGUAGCCCAAGUACGAAAUUAAAUAGAAAAUAAGUCUGCUUUGAAAACCAGCUUGUAUCCAGGCGGUUAAUGCAAACAUCGUGUUGCAAAUCAAACCAGUUUAUUGACCCCAGCAGGGAACUGAGGCAGUGCAAUCAAAAAGGUUUAGGCAAAGAAAAUAAUAAGGUUUUAUUUAAAGACAAGUGAAGGACGCCUCCAUUCUUUUUGAGGGGGUGGAAGGAAAAAAGAGAUGUAGAGAUGCCGCUGCUCAGCCCAAGCACCGCUUACAGCAGGACUCUCGAAGCCCGGCCCCAGCGGAGAGGGCAGGAGGAUGAAAAAAGAGGGGAAAAAAGACCCAGAAAGAGAAGGCAACGCUGCUGCUCUUCAGAACACCAGUGGAGCAUUUACAUGUGGCUUGUGCCACAUUUUUUUCUUCACCUGACACGGCAGGCAGGGACUAUUUUAGCCAGGACGUCACACACUGUCUCCCUCUCCCUCCUUGUGAGUGUAGAUACCGAAAGCUCCCAGUAAAACGCACGGUGCUUGUUAAGAUCUAGACGCUGUCUGAAAUAAAUGUGUGCAUUUGGUUUACAUGGCAAGGUUUUGGUGGCAGGUAGGGGGUGGGGGGCGCAGGGGUGGCUUCUGUGAGAAGACACCAGAAGCCUCUCCCGUGUCCUACAGAGACAGUUCCAGCCAGCUCCAAGGGGGACCCGCUGCUGGCCAAGGCUGAGCCCAUCAGCGAGCUGGUGGCACCUCCAUGGUAAUGUAUUUAAGAAGGGGUAAAAACUGCUGCCCAGGAGCUGGGAGGAGUGAGAAUGUGUGAGAGAAACAACUAAAAAGGCACCAAGGUCCGUGAAGAAUGAGGAGGAGGAGGUCACAGAGCAGAGGUUCCCCUGCAGCCCAUGGUGAAGACCAUGGAGAGGCAGGUUGUCACCCUGCAGCCCAUGGAGGUCCGUGGUAGAGCAGAAAUCCACCUGCAGGCCAUGGAGGUCCGUGGUGGAGCAGAUAUCCACCUGCAGCCCAUGGAGGAUCCCACGCCAGAGCAGGUAGAUGCGCUCCAAGAGGGCUGUGACCCCAUGGGAAGCCCACGCUGGAGCAGGCUCCUGGCAGGACUGGUGGACCCAUGGAGAGGGAGGAGUCCACCAUGGAGCAGGUUUGAUGGCAGGACUUGUGACCCCAUGGGGGGAGCCACGCUGGAGCAGUCUGUUCCUGAAGGACUGUACCCCAUGGAAAAGACCCACGCUGGAGCAGGUCAUGAAGACCUGCAGCCCAUGGGAAGGUCUCACACUGGAGAAGGUCAUGGAGGAAGGUCUCCCAUGGGAGGGACCCCUCGCUGGAGCAGGGAAAGAGCGUGAGGAGGAAGGAGCAGCAGAAAGAACGUGUGACGCACUGACCGCAACCCCCAUUCCCCAUUGAGGAGGAGGUGGAGAAAUGGGGAGUGAAGUUGAGCCUGGGAAGAAGGGAAGGGGAAGAAGAGGGGAAGGUGUUUUAAGACUUGCUCUUAUUUCUCACUAUCCUACUGCUACAAUUAAUUAGCAAUAAAUUAAAUUAGUUCCCUCUGCCUUCCCCACCCAUGGAGUCUGUUUUGCCCACGUCGGUAACUGCCAGUGCUCUGUCUGACCUCUCGAUGUUGAGGGCAGCUGGCAGCCAGCAAAGGUCAGCCCACCACAAUGUGCUUCUACCCACGCUUUAGAGUGCACUGCUCCGUGUAUUAGCACAUAUUACCACCACUAAAACUCUUUCAAUUAAGAAACAAAACAUUUCAACCAGACGUUUUGCCUCUUGAACUUAGCAGCCCUGCAUUAAAAGCCACCCCAAGCUGCCGCCAGCCUUUACCAGGACACAGCACCUUGUGGGCAGUGGUGGGUUGACACCUCCUUGGCUUCGCCACACAAGCCCUACAGAGAUGACAACGGGUGGCAGCUCCUCAGCAGAGCCCUGAGCAGUGCUGCUCCCUCCCAGCCCCCACGGAGGAACCGACUCUCGGGUCAGACAGACCCGGCUUUAAAAAUUCCAGCAUCGGGAACUUCAGUGUCACCGCGGAGCACGGGAUGGGAGACAGCAGUGCUGGUCCCCUGCCGAGUCCCACACCGACACUCCCAGCUGCAGUCAGGCUCCUGAAGCUGGCAGUAGACCUUCUCCGCUUCUCAAACACAACCGAAGACUGAGAACAGCAGAUUAAUUACUGCAAGGUUUCUACAUAUGAAAGCUCAGAAAUAUCAAGAAAUACAUUUAACAAAAUAGUAGAGGCAGGCAAUAGCAAUGUGUUCUGCACCACAAUGACACAAAUGUUUUAACACACGGUGGGAAAACAGCGGGAGAUCGGCGCGGAGGAGUGUUAACAUGCUCGAGUGACUUGCAGCUGAGGUGUCGAAAAACCCCAUACCUCACACUAAUGAUCAUUUAGCCUUGUGCGCUCGCCAAGUAGAACAUCUGUGCUUGGGUACCAUCGGCCUGCGAAGGACUCUGAGGCACCUCAUCGAACCUGCCUGAGGUUCCUGCCCUGCUGCGGGAAAGAUCAAAGCACAGUGGAAAACUGGGCCUGCUUCUGUCCCUGAAAUACAGGGGAGAACAGCAGAUUCCAUCACUCUCUAACAAGGACCGAGCACCACAGUGCCUGUGUUCCCGCUCGCAUGCCUCCGCCUGGGGGCUGCUUCCAAGAUCCCCCAGUUUGCAAGGCAUCAGGAUUAUAUUUACUCUUCGCAUUUCAUCCCUGGUUUUGUAGUUGUUCCUGCGCCCUGCCUGUGGCGGCUGACACACACACACGUUGGGCAACUAUUU
This is a messenger RNA of Chroicocephalus ridibundus (black-headed gull), 10208 nucleotides long. RefSeq names its product major vault protein-like. The transcript has 11 exons. The record is from RefSeq and is a predicted model, not a curated record. The coding region runs from base 55 to 1566 and encodes 503 amino acids. NCBI's taxonomy places the organism in Eukaryota, Metazoa, Chordata, Aves, Charadriiformes, Laridae. Gene Ontology annotation, cellular component: cytoplasm; nucleus.